This is a messenger RNA of Orussus abietinus, 369 nucleotides long. Its product is annotated as putative protein TPRXL. The transcript has a single exon. The record is from RefSeq and is a predicted model, not a curated record. Bases 1 to 369 code for a protein of 122 amino acids. NCBI's taxonomy places the organism in Eukaryota, Metazoa, Arthropoda, Insecta, Hymenoptera, Orussidae.
AUGCGCCUUUCGUCGCCCUCGGGCCGGUCCAUCCUGGAGCCGAAGCGCCCAUCCUUGAGCCCCUCGCCCUCGAUCCUGCCCUCCUCGAACUCGUCCUACAACUCCGCCACCUUGCCGGCCUCCCACAAGAUCAGGGGCCCGGCUUCCCUGCCCUCCUCGGCCGACGCCCUCCAGCUCGUCUCCUCGUCUUCCUCCUCGUGCAAGCAACCGACCAAGAGGGAGGGCUCGUCCUCGCCGAGCACACCCGGCCACACCGCUAGUCAGCCCUCCUCGUCCUCGAGCUCCUCCACCGUCUGUGACAUUUGCAGUUCCUCCGGGCACCCGUGGAUCAAGAUCUGCAAGGCCGUCAGGGCUACCAAAGGCAAAUGA